Molecule: messenger RNA, 1091 nt
Organism: Rhagoletis pomonella (apple maggot)
Lineage: Eukaryota; Metazoa; Arthropoda; Insecta; Diptera; Tephritidae
Product: zinc finger CCHC domain-containing protein 10
Exons: 2
Coding region: 90-716 (208 amino acids)
Molecular function (GO): zinc ion binding; nucleic acid binding
Source: RefSeq, a predicted model, not a curated record
UCGAUACGAUAUCGAACAUUCCUAUUCGUAGUGUAUUGUGAAAAACAUUGAGUUAUAAAUAAAUAAAAUCGCCGGUAUUCCAUACCGGAAUGUCGAUGCACUUAAAAAGCAUACAAAUGACACUUGUAGGUCUAGCAGCUCGAAAACUUUCUAUAAAGAAGCGCAAUGCCAAGUUGGCCGCAGCUUUUCCAAAUGGUGUGCGUUGCCAAAAGUGCUUGCAACUAGGACAUUGGUCCUAUGAAUGUAAGGAGAAACGCAAAUUUGUGCACCGGGCGUCGCGCACGAAACAGCUGAAGAAACAUAUAGCCGAGAAAAUAAAUGCUGAAGCUAAUGGAAGUGCUGCAGUUAGCACUACCAGCGAAACGACUAAGUCAUCCAAAUCGAAACGCGCGAAACGUGCACGCACUUCCUCAGGAUCUUCAGUAGUCGAUGGAUCGCAAGAAUCAAAUUCAGAUUCUCAAACGUCAUCAGAUUCAAAUGAUAGUGGCUCUUCGGAUUCUGAUGAAGAUUCAUCGAGCGACAGUAGUUCUUCAGAUUCAGAGAGCGAUAGUGGUAGUAGUGAUGCCGGUUCUGGCAGCAAUUCUAGUAAUUCGGAUACCAGCGACUCAAGCGAUUCAAGUGAAUCAUCCAGCUCAGACGAUGAGGGCCAAAUACCAUCAAAAAAGAAAAAGCAUCAACGUACCUCCAGCUCAUCCAGCGAUGACGAUGGUAUUUGAUUUAAAAGCUUUAUAAACAAGCAAAGUAGAUACUGAGUUGAGGAACCGUAAUAAGCUUUAGUAGUUUAAGUUGAUCAUGUUAAUGUAAUAGGUAUGCAUAAGCAUGACUUAAAAAUUUGUUUCGAAGGGUACCGAACUGAAUUUGUAGGAUUUGCAAAACACUGAAUUGUUGAGAAAUCAAUUUUCAUUAUGUAUGCAUUUAAAAUUAAAAUCAAGUCAUUAAUGAUUGCAGGAAAUAUCAGUCAGGCGGUGUUUGUAGUAUACAACGGAUAUCAAAUACUAACGGGCGCCUUAAAAAUGGCAAAUAGAUGUAUGUAUCAUAAAUCCUUAAAGAUGGACAGUACUUGUAAGUGACAAGAAUGAAGUUUAUUAUUA